Molecule: messenger RNA, 774 nt
Organism: Hydra vulgaris (swiftwater hydra)
Lineage: Eukaryota; Metazoa; Cnidaria; Hydrozoa; Anthoathecata; Hydridae
Source: RefSeq, a predicted model, not a curated record
AUGAUAAUCUUAAUAUAUAAUCGUGGUGAGAUAGCUUGUCGCAUUUUAAGAACUUGUCAAAAACUUGGUAUUCAAACGGUAGGAAUUUAUACACCUGAAGAUCAAUUUAGUUCGCAUAUAAAGGAGACAGACUUUAAAAUAGAAUUACCGCCAGGAGAUUUAUCUUUUAAUUACUUAAAUGUCGAUUUUAUAAUUGAAAAGUCACUGAAGCUAAAUGUAACCGCAGUUCACCCCGGGUACGGUUUUGUAAGCGAGAGUGCAGAAGCUUGUUUAAAAUUUGAAAAUGCUGGAAUUAUUUGGAUCGGACCAUCGGCGACAAAUAUCGUUGAUUUUUCGAGUAAACAUAUUUCAAAGAAUAUUGCAAAAAGUUGUGGUGUUCCAAUAACUGAUUACGCAAUAGUUGAAUCAGUCGAAAGUUGCUUGAAAGAAUCAGAAAUUGUUGGAUACCCAGUCAUUUUAAAGUUAAGCUCAGGUGGUGGUGGCAUCGGAAUGUAUCGCUGUAAAAAUAAAAAAAUACAAAUCAUUGGUGAUGGAAACGGACAUGUAAUUUCAUUGGCAGAAUUGGCGACGAUAGCUUAUACAGGAAUUGUGAAAAAAGUCUUUCUGGUUGGUUAUCACGACGCUCUUAAAAAUGAUCUCGAUAAUAAUCAGAUACUCCAGCAGGCUUUGAAUGUUUUAGCCGGUGAAGUCUAUCAUCGUUUGGGGUUAGGGUUAGCCCCCCUCGCAGUUGCAUUAUCAACGGUAACUCAUGUUGAUAUGACAAUACCUUCAUAA